Megalobrama amblycephala (Wuchang bream) is the source of this 1972-nucleotide messenger RNA. Its product is annotated as mas-related G-protein coupled receptor member X1-like. Gene Ontology annotation, molecular function: G protein-coupled receptor activity. The transcript is spliced from 2 exons. Lineage: Eukaryota; Metazoa; Chordata; Actinopteri; Cypriniformes; Xenocyprididae. Gene Ontology annotation, cellular component: membrane. The coding region runs from base 927 to 1865 and encodes 312 amino acids. The record is from RefSeq and is a predicted model, not a curated record. Gene Ontology annotation, biological process: G protein-coupled receptor signaling pathway.
UAAUAGGAAAAUCCAGAAUCAUUGUCACAGCUAGGCAAAUGGUCAAAACACAUGAAAACAGUCCAUAAAACAUGAAAACAAAGAGAGCAAGAGUGCUCAGACGUACAACUUAACAAUAACAAAACCUUUAUGAAACUGACAGAAACAAACCAUAGGCAGAAUGACGUAAGUGAAGACAGCUGUGCGCAAUGAUCAGUGACGAGUCUGGAACAAAGGGUUAUGGGAGAUGGAGUCCGUGAGACAAUAGUCCGGGGUGGAGUGCCCUCCGGUGGCUAACGAGUGCACUCCAGCAGGUGAUCAUGACAGAUUUAAAUAAUCAAAUAAUAAAUAGGAAGAAAGACACGCUAAAUAGUUGAAAUGAUUUUGUCUUGCAUUUGAUCUCAAAUUAUGUCAUUUUAAAAAUGGGGAAUUUAGCGGAACUGAGUUAAUGCAGCCUCUUAUUUACAGCACAUGAGGUAGGCUAAACACAAAGCUGCUUGGUUUAUAUUCUAAUGUAAUUGUAUAUAAUAGGCUACAUAUUUUAAAAUUUUAUUGCACACCUGUUGCUGCCAGAACAACUGCCAUUCGUGCUUUAAACCAUUUUGGAUUCAGACGGCAAUAAAAUCACAAAUGGUGAAAAUACCUUACGCCCCCUGAGAAACAGUUACUGUCCGAAUAGUUUUUAAUAAUUAGUUUAUCAUUGUUAAUCGUGUCCUCUCAGGUAGUUCCACGUGUUUAUCAGAUUGUUUGUCAUUUCCUACAUCAGAUCAACAAGCUUUAAAAUGUGUGUUUUUCCAGUGUAGCGAAUGAAGAGCUCUUCAAACCCGUGAAACAUCUGUCAGUCUGUGUGCUGCUCCACAAACCUUCUGCUUCGACUCGCUUUGACCUGCAGAACAAACACACAAACUACUGUCAGUAACUGCUGCCUGUCAAGAUUUCAUCAAACAAUGGGACAAAACAUCAGCUUCAACGGAACAACUGGAGUAAAUAAUGACACUGAAAGGAGGAUUCAUAUUCCAUUAUAUUUCCGGAUCCUUUCAGUCAUUGAGAUUCCAGUCAUGAUCUUAACUCUGGUGGCGUUGUGUGCUGUUAUCAAAUCUCAGCGCUCUGCUCCAGUUUUUGUUAUUCAUUUGAUUCUUUCAGAUUUCAUUCAAAUCAUUUGUAAGUUAAUGAUAACAAGCGAAUGGAUACGUGAAGUGGAUGCAAUCUUUCCCAUAUUGCCAGAUGCAUUUGAUUACAGUUUGAUUGCGGGUCUGUAUUUUAUGGCUUGUGUUGCUUUUGAACGAUAUCUUCUGGUUUCUCAUCCUAUCUGGUACAAAUCUCAUCAUUCACUAAAAGUCUCCUGUGUUGUUUCUGUGAUCGUCUGGUUUGUUCCUCUGAUCUUUACAUUCUCUAAGUAUUUUGACUCUCUGUCCGUACCGAUCGGCUGUUUGAUCCCCUACCCGAUAAUCAUUCUGUGUUUUGUUGGUACUCGUCGCGGUCUUUCACACGCAAUAUCUCUUACUUCGCUAAAGCGCAAAUUAAUUUUGGGCAGAUUGUUUCUGGUGCUGCUGACUUACACAUUUCUCAUUUUCCCCAUUGUAAUCAUGUGGUUUUUUUCACAGAUUUUUCCCCAGUUUAUGUUCAGUUCAUUUUCUGAUGUUCUCUAUUUUUUUAGUCACCUCAUGUUUCUGAACCCAAUCGCUGACUGUUUGCUGUACUUGUUCAUGAGGCCUGAUGCUGGUGAUUUAAUGAAGUCUGUUUGCUGCUGUUGUAGAACUGACACACAUCAGAAUUCGACACACAGUCGGGACGAACACUCUCGAGACAGUAGAGCCACGUUUGCCUGCUGUGUUUCAGUGCAAAAUCCUGCGUCUCAUUCACAGACCGCCUGCAGUUCAGUUUAAACAGAUGAAAUAGAGACAGAAUGUCAUUCUGUUCAUCACAAACACGCUUCCUUUCUGUGAAAUACAGCUUUAUUAGAGAAACUCUUGAUUCAGAAAGCUCAAAAUCA